AUUUAGCAUCUGCAUCGCUGGUCCUUUGUUUUCUUACCAUGUCAAGACAAUACGCUACCCCUUCUUACGGAGGCACCGGGCUUCUGUUGUCAUUGUCUCCCAUUAUCUCUAAGACUUCAACCAUGUCAUUGUUAGAUACUAGAUAGGUUUAGUGAUGCAAAAAGGAAGUAUUCAGCAACCCAGUUGUUUUUCUUUCUCCUUCUUGAAGUAUUCUUGCCAUAAUUAAAGAAUGGAAAUUGCCCCUUGCUGAGCGAAGCGGUUUCGUUCCCUCCCUUUUCUCUUAUUGUGCGGUGGUUUGCCUCGCAGGUCUACCUGUGAUUCCUUCCUUUCUAAUGUUCACUCUUUCAGUUUGAGGACGGCGAGUGGUGAGGAUCAUAAUCAAGUAUCACCAUGAAUCUGGUAUGGCACGUGUCAAUUUUCGCUCUUUGUAUCGGAGCAUUCUCAGUUGGGGCUUUAAGACCUGAUGUUGUGAAUGUUGGAGCUAUUUUCACAUUUAGCACUAUCAAUGGGAAGGUCGCAAAGAUUGCCAUGAGGGCUGCUGAGGAUGAUGUAAAUUCCGAUCCGAGCAUUCUUGGCGGAAGUAAAUUGUCGAUAUUUAUGCAUGAUUCCAAUUUCAGUGGAUUUCUUGGCAUCCUGGGGGCAUUAAGGUACUUGGAGAAUGAAUCCAUAGCUAUAAUUGGUCCACAAAAUGCUGUAAUGGCCCAUGUACUCUCACAUCUUGCCAAUGAACUCCAUGUCCCAUUCUUGUCAUUCACGGCGCUGGACCCUACCCUAACACCUCUGCAAUACCCUUACUUUGUUCAAACAGCACCCAACGAUCAAUUCCAGAUGGCUGCAAUUGCAGAUAUGGUUAGUCAUUAUGGUUGGGGAGAGGUUGUUGCAGUUUAUAGUGAUGAUGAACAGAGCCGAAAUGGUAUUACUGCUUUAGGUGAUAAACUCUCAGAAAAACGCUGCAAAAUUUCUUAUAAAGCAGUGCUUCCACCUGAUCCCACUGCAACGCAAAGUGAUGUCAAGGAUCAACUAGCGAAGGUUCAAAUGGUGGAAGCUAGAGUAAUUGUUCUGCAUACCUUCUCCAAAACAGGUCUCUUGGUUUUUGAUGAGGCAAAGAAGCUUGGGAUGAUGGAGAACGGGUAUGUUUGGAUAGCUACCACUUGGCUAUCCACUGUUUUAGAUUCAAAUUCACCACUUCCUUCAAAAACUUCAAACUCUAUACAAGGAGCUCUGACACUUCGUCCACACACACCCGAUUCAGACAGGAAAAAGGCUUUUAUUUCACGGUGGCACAAGCUGAGUAAUGGUUCUAUCGGAUUGAACCCUUAUGGUUUAUAUGCCUAUGAUACUGUUUGGAUGAUUACUCGUGCAGUAAAGUUGUUUUUUGAUCAGGGAGGUACCAUAUCAUUCUCCAAUGAUACACGCCUAAGUCAUAUGGCGGGAGGGUCUCUGAAUAUUGGUGCCUUGAGCAUUUUUGAUGGGGGGAAACAGUUGCUUAACAACAUAUUGCGGACCAAUACAACCGGUUUGACCGGACCUAUUCAAUUUAAUCCUGACAGAUCUCCUUUCCAUCCUUCAUAUGACAUUCUUAACGUAAUUGAAGCUGGUUAUAGUCAGAUCGGAUAUUGGUCUAAUUAUUCUGGCCUAUCUGUUGUGACCCCGGAGACACUUUACACAAGACCGCCAAACCGUUCAAGUUCAAGCCAGCAUUUAAACAGUGUGGUAUGGCCUGGAGGAAAAACAGAGAAGCCUCGUGGGUGGGUUUUUCCAAACAACGGAAGACAAUUGAGAAUUGGAGUUCCAAACCGAGUUAGUUACCGGGACUUUGUCUCACAAUCACGAGUAAAUGGUACUGAUGAAGUCCAAGGAUAUUGCAUAGAUGUAUUUGUUGCAGCCAUAAAAUUGCUUCCUUAUGCAGUUCCAUAUAGGUUCAUUCUGUUUGGAGAUGGCCAUCAGAAUCCAAGCUAUGCCGAGCUUGUACAUAUGAUCACAGUGAAUGUUUUUGAUGCUGCUGUAGGCGACAUUGCAAUUGUCACAAACAGAACAAAGAGUGUGGAUUUUACUCAGCCAUAUAUUGAGUCAGGACUUGUUGUGGUGGUUCCAGUCAUGAAGCAAAAUUCAAGAGCUUGGACAUUCUUCCGACCAUUUACUCCAUUGAUGUGGGGUGUCACAGCAGCAUUUUUCCUUAUUAUUGGAACUGUUGUGUGGAUUCUUGAACAUAGAACAAAUGAUGAGUUCCGAGGUCCUCGUAGGAAACAAUUAGUCACACUUCUAUGGUUUAGCUUCUCUACUAUGUUUUUUGCACAUAGAGAAAAUACACUAAGCACACUUGGUCGCAUUGUGCUUAUCAUCUGGCUUUUUGUUGUUCUUAUUAUCAACUCAAGCUAUACUGCAAGCCUGACAUCACUCCUCACAGUGCAACAGCUUUCCUCCCCCAUCACUGGAAUCGAUACCUUGGUGAGUAGCAAUGCACGUAUAGGAUUCCAAGUAGGAUCUUUUGCUGAAAACUAUUUGAUGGAUGAGCUCAGCAUCCCAAGGUCUAGACUUGUUGCCCUUGGCUCACCACAAGAAUAUGCUGCUGCCCUCAAGAACAAAACUGUUGCUGCUGUGGUUGAUGAACGGCCAUAUAUAGAGCUCUUCCAGGCAGACCACUGCAUGUUCUCGGUCAGAGGCCAAGAAUUCACCAAAAGCGGUUGGGGAUUUGCAUUUCCAAGAGACUCUCCUUUAGCACUAGACAUGUCUACUGCCCUGCUCACUCUAUCUGAAAAUGGCGAGCUUCAGAAGAUCCAUGACAAGUGGCUGGCAAGAAAAGUUUGCGAUCCCCAGGCAACGGAUCUAGUAUCUGACCAGCUUCAGUUACAAAGCUUCUGGGGCCUAUUUCUCAUCUGUGGCAUAGCAUGCUUUCUUGCUCUCUUAGCACACUUUUGUAUGAUGAUAAACCAGUACAUCCGGCACUCCCCUGAAGAGCCUGAAGAGCAACUCGAUCCUUGUACCGCCGCUACUGGCAGCUCACGUUCCGCCCGCAUAUCAACAUUCUUGUCAUUUGCAGACAAGAAGGAAGACGCGUGGAAGAAAUAUUCGAAAAGAAAACGUAGGAAUUUGUCAUUGAAUGGUUAUGGUGAUGAAGGUGAACCAAAGGAUACGCCUAGGACUAGGAGCCUUGAAAUAGAGGAGAGCGGCUCCCCUCCAAUUGGGAAGCCUCCUAUUUCCUCUCAUUUUCUUGUGUAAAAAAGGACAUUAUAUAUGGCUAAAAUGUUACCAAGCCACUUGUCUCCCAAAAACAAAACUGCUAACGUCAACGAGCUUCUUCUCCUUUGCCGAUGAGCCCCAGAACCAAGAACCAAGAUAGCGGAGGCUUCUGGUUAGAGCUCUUCUGGAGAAUAUUCUCGUGUCUUAAUUCAUUGUGUCAUACUAAUUUCUCACGAAUUAAGGGUACUUGUAGAGAUCUGUUGGCUUGGUUUUGUUGUAGGUGUCUCAACUGAUAUAUAGAUUGUCUAUACAAAAAGGCAUUAUUCAGUGGAAAUAUACAUGAUGAUAUUCUCUCU
This is a messenger RNA of Corylus avellana, 3536 nucleotides long. RefSeq names its product glutamate receptor 3.2. Lineage: Eukaryota; Viridiplantae; Streptophyta; Magnoliopsida; Fagales; Betulaceae. Gene Ontology annotation, molecular function: ligand-gated monoatomic ion channel activity. The record is from RefSeq and is a predicted model, not a curated record. Gene Ontology annotation, cellular component: membrane.